This is a messenger RNA of Hyposmocoma kahamanoa, 1519 nucleotides long. RefSeq lists its product as uncharacterized. The record is from RefSeq and is a predicted model, not a curated record. The transcript is spliced from 6 exons. NCBI's taxonomy places the organism in Eukaryota, Metazoa, Arthropoda, Insecta, Lepidoptera, Cosmopterigidae. Bases 108 to 974 code for a protein of 288 amino acids.
CGUUCCAUAAAUAGGUUAUUUUGCGUGACAUAAUUUUAUGUGUGAUCAUUUCACAGAGUACAAUCAUAUUACUUCCUCGCUAUCUUCAACGAUAGAACUAUCACAAAAUGAGUGACGAAAGAAAGAAAGUGUCUCCAGAACAGCUGAGUAUGCUCAUAAUGGAGGUAGAGAAGGAUCCAUUGCUAUUAACUGGCAGAGGCAGGCAAAAAGGCGACAAGGCGGAGCACUUUGAAAAGUGGGAACAACUGGCGAAAAAACUAAACGCUAUCGACAAUGGGGCUGUUAAAGUUGUCUCGAAAUGGCAACAGGUAAUGCGAGAUUGGAAAUCUAACACAAAGAAAAAGGUUAUCAAGGCAGCUGUUGAAGGCAGCAAUGCUGAACUCUCUGAUUUGGAAUCCAGAGUACUACACCUCUAUAAGACCGAGUCUUCAGACAAUAAAUCACCUGGCAUUGACAUUAGCAAUAUUGCAGAAAUAGACCCUCUAUCGUCAGAGGAGGACAACUCUGAACACGACUUUGACACCAAGCCGUUUUCUCCGGACAUGUUUACUAUUUAUACCCAGAACUUGAAGACUGAGGACAGAAAGAGAUGUAGCAACAAUGAGGGAGAAGUUGCUAUCCAGAGGAAGAGAGUCCGAUUGUUCUCAAAUGAAAAUACCAGCCACCAAACGGAGCAACUUUCAAGAUUGCUAACAAAGGACUCAUCGAAAACACAAAUCAUGGAACUUCAUACGAAACUUAUGGAAGAAAUCAAAACCACAUUAAGUGAAGCUUUGAAUGAGUUUAGAAAGCAAAACGAAGCAAGAGAAAGGGAUGAUCCUGUAGAAGUAAUAAGAAAUGCCAUGGAGACGUAUACAGUGGCCAUAGAGAGACAGGCAAGCACUAUACAGAGACAGGUGGAGAGUAUGGAGAUGUUGUCUAAUGCUAUGAACAGGAUGGCUGAAAUUUUAGAUAGGAGAGUUGUAGGAGGGUAACUAUUGCGUUAUCUCGAAUAUUUUUAUAACCCGCAUUGUUGUUGUAUAAAUUCACUUUCAGAACAUUUGUUUUUAAAAUAAUGACGUUAUAUAAUUUUCAAUAAAAAGAUCGAACACAAACAUUCUUUCGACCUGACAGUACUUGCACCUGCGGCCACGCUAUACCGUAGCGUCGCUCCGCCAACUGAGCUGGAGGGCGAGUUAGUAGGUCGACGAAAUUCGACGUUGAUUUUUAUUUUUAUUGAAUAUCACGACUUUACUAUAGUCUAUCUUUUUUGAAGAUGGAAUAAAGUGCCAGUUUGUCCAAAAGUGUUGCCCGUUUACAAGCAGCUAGUGAUUGCAGUCGAUAAUCGAAUCGAAUGUUAGUUACGCUUAUGAAUAAAUUGUUGAACUUGUUUCAUCUGAAUCAUCAUUGGUACGUUAUUCGUCCAACUGUUGGGCACAGAUUAAUUUGAAUUGUCAAUAUUUGAAAACACGUACAUACAUACACUACACUUGGAACUAUGUCUAUUAAAAAUAGACUUGGGAGAUAUAUAAAAAAAAUG